This is a messenger RNA of Strongyloides ratti, 297 nucleotides long. RefSeq names its product Ubiquitin-related modifier 1. Lineage: Eukaryota; Metazoa; Nematoda; Chromadorea; Rhabditida; Strongyloididae. Gene Ontology annotation, molecular function: protein tag activity. The coding region runs from base 1 to 297 and encodes 98 amino acids. The record is from RefSeq and is a predicted model, not a curated record. Gene Ontology annotation, cellular component: nucleus; cytoplasm. Gene Ontology annotation, biological process: protein urmylation; tRNA thio-modification. The transcript has 2 exons.
AUGGAAGUUGAAUUACAAUUUGGUGGUGGAGUUGAAAUGAUUUUUAAUAAUCAAAAAAGUAUAAAAAUUAAUUUAGAUAAUAAUAAAAAAUGGACAGUGAAAGAUAUACUGGAGUGGUUGUUAGAAAAUUUAAUGAAAGAUUGUGAAACGCCAGAAAUUUUUAUUGUUAAUGGUAAUGUUAGACCUGGAAUUUUAGUUCUUAUUAAUGAUUGUGAUUGGGAAAUCUUGGAUGGUGUUAAUACUGUUAUCAAUAAUAAUGAUGUUAUAACUUUUAUAUCAACUUUACAUGGUGGUUAA